Messenger RNA from Spodoptera littoralis (African cotton leafworm), 1203 nucleotides. NCBI's taxonomy places the organism in Eukaryota, Metazoa, Arthropoda, Insecta, Lepidoptera, Noctuidae. The record is from the annotation of a GenBank genome assembly.
AUGGCAGUUGCAUUAAAAAGUGGCAUAUACAUAGUAGCAGCAAAACGCACGCCAUUCGCAAAAAUGGGGAGAGAGUUUAAAGACAUUCAUCCUUCAGAACAAUUCGCAAUUGCAGCAAGAGAGGCUUUUAAAUCAUGCCGUCUAUCACCUGAUCUAAUUGACACUGUUAAUGUGGGACAAGUUUAUACGAUAAGUGGUUCAUCAGACGGCAUCCUAACUCCUAGAUAUUCUAGCCUAAGGUCCGGGGUACCAUAUGACAGACCAACUCUUGGAGUCAACCGAUUAUGUGGAUCAGGCUUUGAAGCUAUCGUAAAUAGUGCACGAGAUAUACUCUAUGGACCCGCCCAAAUCUCUCUAGCAGGAGGAACAGAGAACAUGUCAGCAAUACCGUUCUUAGUCAGAGACUUCCGUUUUGGCACACAGCUCGGCAAACCUAUGGAUUUUGAGGAUUAUUUAAAGGCAGGCUCUGUGGAUUCUUAUUGUAACUUCAGUAUGGCACAGACAUCAGAAAACCUGGCAGAUAUGUAUAAGCUGAAGAGAGAACAGGUGGACGAAUAUGCUUUGAAAUCACAAAUGAAGUGGAAAGCAGGUUUCAAUGAUGGUGCUUUUGAAGCAGAAAUCGUACCAGUAACAGUGGUGGUAAAUAGUAAACAAGUGGUGGUGGAUACAGAUCAACACCCACGGCCAAAUACCACAAUGGAAGCUCUCAGUAAACUACCAGCAUUGUUCCGGGAAGGAGGAGUUGGCACGGUUGGCAACUCUACAGGUGUCAACGAUGGUGCAGGAGUUCUUAUAGUUGCAAGUGAAGAAGCAAUCAAACGACAGAACUUGACUCCACUGGUGAGAUUGGCUGCUUGGUCUCAUGCUGGAGUAGAACCGAGGAUCAUGGGAUUGGGACCUGUUCCCGCUAUAAAACAGUUACUGAAAGCUACUGGCUUUACGAUGGAUGAUAUAGAUAUGAUCGAGAUUAAUGAGCAGUUCGCAGCCCAGGCUUUGGCCAAUGUAAUAGAGAUGGACCUCGACCAGACCAAGCUGAACAUGAACGGAGGUGCCAUCGCUUUAGGACACCCUGCUGCUGCUUCUGGAGCUCGGAUAGCUGCCCAUCUUGCACAUGAGCUUAGACGUAGGGGUUUAAAGCGAGGUAUCGGUGCUACGUGUAUUGGAGGUGGUCAGGGCAUCGCUGUGCUACUCGAGACAUUGUGA